Trypanosoma cruzi is the source of this 1194-nucleotide messenger RNA. RefSeq names its product protein phosphatase 2C, putative. Gene Ontology annotation, biological process: protein dephosphorylation. Bases 1 to 1194 code for a protein of 397 amino acids. NCBI's taxonomy places the organism in Eukaryota, Euglenozoa, Kinetoplastea, Trypanosomatida, Trypanosomatidae. The record is from RefSeq and is a predicted model, not a curated record. The transcript has a single exon. Gene Ontology annotation, molecular function: protein serine/threonine phosphatase activity.
AUGGCGGCUGGCGGGGUGUUACAACCACUCUCCCUUAGGUCCGUAGGGGUGCGAUGGCUCGCGUUACUUUGUUCCAUUUGCGCUUUUUUGGCAUCCGUGACCGUUGCUUACUGUAUGGCAGUGAGGUUUGGCUCUAUAACGGCACUUUUUACUUUGGCGUUUUUUUGGUUUAUCGGUGCCCUUAAUUUGCUGAAAUUUCUUUUCCGAUUAGUGGUCGUGACGCGAGGUGAGACGGACUACCAGGACAUGUUGCGGCGAGCGGAUGUUAUGCAUCAGCCAAAUGUGCAAAAAUUAUCUGGGUCUAAAGAAAAUGCCUGGCUAUCUUAUGGGUUUAGCUGCAUGCAAGGAUGGCGUAGAAGCAUGGAAGAUGAUCAUGUAGUGCUGCUUGAUGACGAUGGAGGGUUUUUUGGUGUCUUUGACGGCCAUAGUGGAUCAAAUGUCGCAAGGUUUUGUGCCGGAAACCUCUUUGAUUUUGUAUCAAAGACUGCGGCAUUUGAUGAGGGGAACUACGCAAAGGCUCUGUAUGACGGUUUUCUUGCCAUCGAUAAACAUUUGUAUGCCAACUACUCGAAUGAGAGGAGUGGCUGCGCGGCAAUUGUCCUUUUCAUUAAGGAAGAUGACUUGUAUUGCGGUAACGCUGGGGAUAGUCGCUGUGUUUUGUGUCGUGACGGGGAGCCACUGCCCCUCAGUAAUGACCACAAGCCAUUUCUUCCAACCGAGUUAUCAAGGAUAGAAAGGGCAGGGGGAUAUGUAUGGAACCGCCGCGUCAAUGGAGCUCUUGCACUUAGCCGAGCCAUUGGAGACUUUGUCUUUAAGUGCAACAUGCAGGUGUCAUGGGAUCAGCAGGCCGUCACGAGUGCUCCAGAGGUGCGAUUUAUUCGUUUGAAUCGCGACCAUGACGAGUUUGCCGUCAUCGCCUGUGACGGUAUAUGGGAUGUGCUAAACAAUGAUCAAGUAGUAGAAUUUGUGCGUCACCGCAUUCAGUCCCGUAUUCCUCUGGAGAAGAUAGCGGAAGAACUUCUCGAGCGGUGUCUCUCCCCACGACCGUUUGGUGUCGGAUGCGAUAACAUGUCAGUUGUGAUUCUUCAAUUUAAACGACCAAACUCCUUUCCGUCCACGUCACAGACAGUAGAGAAGACAAAAACCAAUGAUAUUGGCAACAACACCGCAAAGGAUGGCACCAGAACUGCUUGA